CUGCUAAGGAAAGAGAUCUAGAUGGGCCAGAUGCCGACUGGAGAGGGACGGGAGAAGACACUGUAGGGUUUGGGGGGCUUGGCACAGUGGCCCUGGCCCCUGCACUGUGAUAGCUCCAAGCCACAUGGUGCAGGGCAGCUGCUGGGCUGCGGGGAAGAGGGGCUGCACUUCCUGAGCUGGUGCAGCAGCAGAGUUGAUGGGGACCAGGACCCUGAACCCGCCUGGCCAUCCAAGGCGGGGGACACCGGCUGCACCCAGGCUGUGACCUCAGCUGACUCCGAUGAUCCACAUGGGAUGCAGGGUCUAAUUUUAGCUCCAGCCACAGGGGCCACAGUCCAGGAGUGUCUGCCAGCGGGCACAGGGGCAGCCAGGGCUGCUCAGGCAAGGGGAGGAGCGAGAAGACCAGCCCAGCUCCCUCCAGCCCGUCCCUGGCCAAGCCGCCCCUUGUGGGAGCUCUGACUGGUCCCCAUGGCCUGGCAGACAGCCUUCCUCUCAGUUGAGGGCAAGGUCAAGGGGUGCAGCCAGGAGGUCAGGGGGACACGGCCCUGCAUUCUGGACAGGGGUUGUGUCAGCCAGAGCAGUGCCCAGGGGCAGGGGCCCCUGCUGGGAGGGCAAAGGCUGGCUUGGUUGCCUAAACCAAGAAGGCAGUGUCCUGAGGGCAGGGGGGCCAGGCCAGCAAGCUGGGUCCCACCUGGCCUCCUCCUGCCUGGCUGGUGACUCACUGUCUGACCUUAGACAGGCAGCCUGGUCUCAAUGGGCCUCAGUCUUCCCAUCUGUACAAUGAGAGGGCAGGACUAGCAGGUGGGUCCCAGCUCUAGUCGCCCGCCCCAGGCCCUGCUCUUCCUGCUUGCUGGCAGAGGCCUCCCAGCUUCCCCAGCCCUGACUGUGGGUGGCCACAUGCAGUCGUGGAGGAGAAUAAGGUCCCUCUGGCUGGCACUGUCAGCCUCCUGGCUCCUGCUUGUCCUGCUGGGAGGCUUCUCCCUUCUCCGCCUGGCAUUGCCUCCCAGACCUCGGCCUGGGGCUCCCCAAGGCUGGCCGCGCUGGCUGGACGCAGAGCUCCUGCAGAGCUUCUCCCAGGCUGGAGAGCUCCCAGAAGAUGCCGCUUCACCUCAAGCCCCUCAUGGUGGCAGCUGCGACUGGGGAGCCUGCUUUGACACCUCGAAGUGCAGGGGCGAUGGCCUUAAGGUAUUCGUGUACCCAGCUUCUGGACCGAUCUCUGAGACUCACCACAGGAUCCUGGCUUCCAUUGAGGGCUCUCGCUUCCACACAUUCAGUCCUGCUGGGGCCUGCCUCCUUCUCCUCCUCAGCCUGGAUGCCCAGACUGGAGAGUGCAGCUCAAUGCCUCUGCAAUGGAACAGGGGCAGGAACCAUCUGGUCCUCCGUCUCCACCCAGCUCCCUGCCCCAAGACCUUCCAGCUGGGACAGGCUAUGGUAGCUGAGGCCAGCCCCACAGUGGACUCCUUCCGGCCUGGCUUUGAUGUGGCCCUCCCUUUUCUCCCUGAAGCCCACCCGUUGCGAGGUGGGGCUCCUGGCCAGCUGCAGCAACACAGCCCCCAGCCCGGGAUAGCCCUGCUAGCCCUGGAAGAGGAGAGGGGUGGGUGGCGCACAGCAGACACCGGCUCCUCUGCCUGCCCCUGGGAUGCACGCUGUGAGCAAGACCCUGGACCUGGGCAGACCCAGCGCAGGGAGACUCUGCCCAAUGCCACCUUCUGCCUCAUCUCUGGCCACCGUCCAGAAGCUGCCUCGCGCUUCCUCCAAGCCCUGCAGGCCGGCUGCAUCCCAGUGCUUCUCAGCCCCCGCUGGGAGCUGCCCUUCUCCGAGGUCAUCGACUGGACCAAGGCAGCCGUCGUAGCUGAUGAGAGGCUCCCGCUUCAGGUCCUGGCUGCCCUCCAGGAGAUGUCCCCUGCACGGGUCCUCGCCCUGCGUCAGCAGACCCAGUUUCUAUGGGAUGCCUACUUCUCCUCGGUGGAGAAGGUUAUCCAUACCACUCUGGAGGUUAUUCAGGACCGGAUCUUUGGAACAUCAGCUCACCCCUCGCUGCUGUGGAACAGCCCCCCAGGGGCACUCCUGGCCCUGUCUACUUUUUCCACAAGCCCCCAGGACUUCCCCUUCUACCACCUGCAACAGGGCUCCCGCCCUGAGGGCAGAUUCAGCGCCCUGAUCUGGGUGGGGCCCCCAGGUCAGCCCCCUCUGAAGCUCAUCCAGGCGGUGGCAGGCUCCCAGCACUGUGCCCAGAUCUUGGUUCUCUGGAGUAAUGAGAGGCCACUCCCAUCCAGUUGGCCGGAGACAGCCAUGCCCUUGACAGUCAUUGAUGGGCACAGGAAGGUUAGUGAUCGCUUCUUCCCAUACAGCACCAUCAGAACAGAUGCCGUCCUCAGCCUUGAUGCCCGCAGCAGUCUUUCCACAAGUGAGGUGGACUUUGCCUUUGUGGUGUGGCAGAGCUUCCCAGAGCGGAUGGUGGGCUUCCUGACGUCAAGCCAUUUCUGGGAUGAGGCCCAUGGUGGCUGGGGCUACACUGCUGAGAGGACCAACGAAUUCUCCAUGGUUCUCACCACAGCCGCCUUCUACCAUAGGUAUUACCACACUCUCUUCACCCACUCCCUGCCCAAGGCUCUGAGGACCCUGGCAGAUGAGGCACCCACCUGUGUGGAUGUCCUGAUGAAUUUCCUAGUAGCGGCAGUCACCAAGCUGCCCCCUAUCAAGGUGCCCUAUGGCAAGCAGCGCCAGGAGGCUGCUCCACUGGCCUCUGGGGGCCCGGGGCCCAGGUCAAAGCCGCAGGCCCCAGCCCCCGACUGCGUCAACCAGAUAGCGGCAGCGUUCGGCCACAUGCCCUUGCUGUCCUCUCGUCUGCGUCUGGACCCGGUGCUGUUUAAGGACCCGGUGUCCGUGCAGCGCAAGAAGUACCGCAGCCUGGAGAAGCCCUAGGGGGCGACCCGCGGAGACCCCAGUGGAAGUCCUAGCCCAGCUCCCAGGGGAAGCGACACCUGCCUGCGGGCUCCGCCCUUGGGACACAGAACCUAUCAUGGCAGCCAGCGGGCCCACACGUCGGAUCCCGGUUGGCCAGUCACAACCGGGGGGCGUGGCCUUACCCUCUCCCGCCCGCCCGCCGUCGGCCGCGGAGCCUCAGUGCAGGCUCAGCCCCGCGUCCUAAGCGCCGCUCUCCGCUUCUCCACCCAGCUAACUUCUGCUUGUCUUUCAGAGCAUUGCCUCCCCCAGGGACAUUGCCUGGCUCUCCUCCCCGCCCCCGAUGGGUUCGGUCUUAGUGUUUGUCGCGGUUGCCGCAUGGUCAGGCCCCAGGACUGGCUUGCGAGCCCCGGGGGUCUGGUCUUUUCAUGUCUUUUUCUCUCUGGCUAGGCAGAUGUGCCGCAAAUAUUUGACGAAUAGAUGGAUGGCAGACAUUAACUGCGUGCCUGGCCCUAUGCGGGCGGCAGCGGGAUAGGGUGAGCGGAGAAACGGAACGGCCUCCCCACCCCAUUCCUAGGGUUCCUAGUCCCGGGAAGGUAGCUACCCAAAGACGCCUAGGUUGUCAGGUUCAAUCCUUGAGCCUCAGCCAAGGCGCAGAGGGGUGCGGGUAAACGAGGAGUGGGCGAGGAAAGCAGGACCGGAACAAGUGGCCGGCCCCUGUACGGCGCGCGCCGGCGGCGCAGCUUUGGCCGCCUGCCUUGCAUUACCGACGCCGACCACUAGAGGUCAGCGCUGCACCGCACUCGUCACUCCCAUGGCCAUAGGGCGGCCGGGAUGUGGAGGGUGAGCGCUGUGGGCAGCUCGGGGGCUGAAAGCUGGGAAGAGGAAUCUGAAGAACAGCCCCAUCUCUUUGGCCUGCACACUUGGAACUCAGUAAGAAGGGACUGUUUCCAGGUGGACUGGGCGCGAGCGGGUACUGUCCCCAGAGGUAUAGGAUGGAGUGAGGGAGGGGACACUAGGUCCUCCGGGGUUCACCCAACUGGAACUGGAAUUAUCACUUCCGAAAUAAAGCGCGUGUCCUUGCCCCCUCA
Messenger RNA from Mandrillus leucophaeus (drill), 3995 nucleotides. It is a transcript of the gene EXTL1, whose product is annotated as exostosin-like glycosyltransferase 1. The coding region runs from base 898 to 2925 and encodes 675 amino acids. The record is from RefSeq and is a predicted model, not a curated record. The transcript has 11 exons. Gene Ontology annotation, molecular function: glycosyltransferase activity. NCBI's taxonomy places the organism in Eukaryota, Metazoa, Chordata, Mammalia, Primates, Cercopithecidae. Gene Ontology annotation, cellular component: membrane.